AGUGCGCCGCCCGCCGAUGGGCCGCGGAGGUGCCGGUGGUCCCAAACGCUCCGCGCCGCGCUCCCGCCCGCGGCCCCGCCCCGCCGCGCCGCCCGCGAUCGCGGAAUCGGGCCUCUCUCGGCGCCCUGGCUGAGGCGGGCGGCGCCGCUCCGGGCUGGAUUGGUGAUGCCUGGGCGCUGCGGGCGCCUGCGCAGUGGGACGGCCCCGCGCGCCGAGGGGCUGCGAGAUCCCGGGGAGCGUGGUCGCGCUGCUGGAGCCGGACGGCCGCGCCAUGGCGGAGGACGAGCUGGAGGCGCUGCGGAAGCAGAGGCUGGCCGAGCUGCAGGCCAAGCACGGGGAUCCUGGCGAUGCGGCCCAACAGGAAGCAAAGCACAGGGAAGCAGAAAUGAGAAACAGUAUCUUAGCCCAAGUUCUGGAUCAGUCAGCCCGGGCACGGUUAAGUAACUUAGCACUUGUAAAGCCUGAAAAAACUAAAGCAGUAGAGAAUUACCUUAUACAGAUGGCAAGAUAUGGACAACUAAGUGGGAAGGUAUCAGAACAAGGUUUAAUAGAAAUCCUUGAAAAAGUAAGCCAGCAAACAGAAAAGAAAACAACAGUUAAAUUCAACAGAAGAAAAGUAAUGGACUCUGAUGAAGAUGACGAUUAUUGAAUUUAAGAUGUUUAGAAACUAGAACUUAAUGGAACAAUUCUAGGAUAGCUAAUACUUGGCAGAAGUUGAGAUCUGACUUGAACGUUUACUUUGUUUAUUGUCUAUUUGCCUUUUAAAAAAAUAAACUUGUUAUGCAAAAUAAAA
Molecule: messenger RNA, 793 nt
Organism: Equus caballus (horse)
Lineage: Eukaryota; Metazoa; Chordata; Mammalia; Perissodactyla; Equidae
Gene: PDCD5
Product: programmed cell death 5
Cellular component (GO): cytosol; nucleus
Molecular function (GO): DNA binding
Source: RefSeq, a predicted model, not a curated record